CGAGCUACACGAACGCAAUAUGUCAACAAAUCGUGGAAAAGCUAUCUGGUCUUGAGAUAUUUUUAUUUGAACAGCAUUUCCAUGACGAUUUCGUUGAGAGAAAGGGCAGCUUCGCGAUAUAUGCAAUGGAAAACUACAGUAAAGGAGAGAAUGUUGAGCUUGAAUUGGUCUUGAAGGUACCAGGUUGUUUAGAGCAGACGUCCCACGUGAAGGUGAACCCAAGCUCGAAGUUAAGGGACACUAUAAGCAUUGCUCUUGAUAAGUUAAAAACAGAAACACAGCUGCUCUUUGUUGGUUCUGGGCCAGCUGCAGGUAAAGCUGUGUCGUGCGCAGAGAUCACCAAAAAACGUGUGAAGAAUCUUCACCAAAUCACUCACCUCUGUUAUAGAAAAGUACAAGAAUACUGGGACCCUAAAUCGGAUGGGUUAGACCGUCUCUGCGUAACGAGAGAAAUCCCAACAGUUGCAAUACUCCUUUCCAAAGAACCUCUUGACAGCUCACUUCCAGGAUACCAAGCUCCAGGUUCCGCAGGAGAUGAGUUUUGGAAAAAUGACACCCAAAUUAAAAGGAGGAGGAAUCUUAAUAGCACAAAAGACCAGAAGAACCGACACCAAGGGAAGCAGGGUAGCGCAUCAUCAAAUCCACGAGAAAAUCACAGAAAUCACAGAUCUCGUAAUGAUAAAGGGGACAAGCAAACAGGAAAAACAGAACAAGGAGAAAAGAACAAGAAGACACAUGAGAGCUGACGAAUUACAGGGACAAUGCUGCAUGGGUACUGAUAUGUGCUAAAUAACUGUCCAUUGAUCGUCCUUUUUUUGUGUGUGUGUGUGUAUGCGUUUUUGUGUAUGUGAAAAUGUUGUUAUCAGUACUCUGUUAUUACUGAAUUAAUUAAGUAGAAAUAUGUUGAAUUAGAGAGUUAUGUUUAUGUAGCACAAUAAAGCACAAUUAAUUAUGUUUGUUCAUAAGGAAAAAAAUUACUUUUCAUUAUUUAUAAUUGAUGUAUGGCCAGGGAACCCAGUACUUGUAUAAUAAUUAUGUUCCUAUUCAUUAGGUCUGAUACUUAAAUAAGAAUAUUCAGGGGAAUAUAAUGUAAAAAAAAGAGAAACUGUAAUCAUCAUAUUACAGUGAAACGGUUGUGAUAUCUAGAGUUAAUUACAGCAAUUAAUUAUGAAUUUUAGCAUUUCUUUAACCGAUAUGGCAGUCAUGUAGUUUCAAGACCAUACCUUAAAUAUACUCUUUACAUAGUUAUUUAUUAGGUAGCCAUGAUAAUAUACAAUCAGAAUCAUUUCUUUCUUAAUAUUAUUUUAUGUACACAUAAACAUUAAACCUUUUCACAUUUA
Molecule: messenger RNA, 1340 nt
Organism: Penaeus vannamei (Pacific white shrimp)
Lineage: Eukaryota; Metazoa; Arthropoda; Malacostraca; Decapoda; Penaeidae
Source: RefSeq, a predicted model, not a curated record